Messenger RNA from Lactuca saligna, 1599 nucleotides. NCBI's taxonomy places the organism in Eukaryota, Viridiplantae, Streptophyta, Magnoliopsida, Asterales, Asteraceae. The record is from the annotation of a GenBank genome assembly.
CUACAAAUUCCACAACAAAUAUAUAUGUUAUGAUUCUCUCUUCCACACACAAAUAGAAGUUCUAAAAAGAUGUUUCAACAAGCUCUCUGGCUUUCAUGCCUCAUCUCCCCUUUCUUCUUCCACCUAUCGUUAUCUGCCAUAGACUCCUUCAUCUAUGGUGGAUGCUCACAGCCACGGUUCACCCCUGGCUCACCCUACGAGUCCAAUGUCAACUCCAUGCUCACUUCCUUAGUCAACUCCGCUUCUUUCUCUAACUUCAACAACUUCAAAAUCUCCGUUCCGGGGUCCACCCAGUCUGACAUUGUCUACGGUCUGUUUCAGUGCCGUGGUGACCUCAGCACCACGGACUGUAGAGACUGUGUGGCCCACGCCGUCAGUCGACUCGGGGUCAUCUGCCCCGCCCCGGGUCGACUGGAGGGGCCAUGCAACUAGAUGGAUGCUUUGUAAAAUACGACGGCACAUCUUUCUUAGGGGUUGAGGACAAAAUGGAAGUGUUCAAGAAGUGUGGAUCUUCAAUAGGUUACAAUUCAGAUAUUUUGACACGUAGAGAUGUUGUGUUGGCUUACAUGGCUGCGGAUAACGGGCAAUAUUUUCGUGUGGGUGGGUCCGGGAGUGUGCAGGGUGUGGCGCAGUGUGUACAAGAUUUGAGUUUGAGUGAGUGUCAAGAUUGUCUUGAAGAAGCGGGUGGGCGGGUGAAAUCGGAGUGUGGGGCAUCUGCUUGGGGUGAUGUGUACUUGGGGAAGUGCUAUGUGCGGUAUUCCGAACGUGGGUUCCACUCGAGAAGUGCUGAUGACGAUGGUGACAUGGAUAAAACAUUGGCGAUAAUCAUUGGAAUCAUAGCUGGUGUGGCAGUGAUUAUUGUUUUUCUAUCUUUCUUAACCAGAAUUUGUGACAGAAAAGAAGGCAAGUAAAAAAGCUACAUGGAUGAACACAUAUGCCCUUUAUCAAGGACAUCAUUGAAGCUGUAUAUGGUAUCAUCAAGAUCAAGUUGCUUAGCUUUUUCAUCUUUCUUUUAUGAGGUUCUUUCAUGGUAUUGGUGGACAAUAUAUGUGAUAUAAAGAUACACAUUGAAGCAAGUGAAAGGCGAGUUGAAAUAAGAACAAAGUGAAAAGACUCUUAUGUACAAAGAUGCCCUAAUGGAUUGCUUUCACUCCCAUUUAUACCCAUCCUUUUCUAAUAUUACAAAAGCAAUUACUUUUGUUGUAAGAGCAUGCUAGGUUUUCAAGCUUGCACAUCACAUUUCUUACUUUUGGAGCAAUAUUGUGAUUUAUCUCUCAUGUUAGUCUUUACACUAGUUGGUGGAAGACAUUUUCCCUUUUUAGUUGAUCGGCUGUAUUUGUUCGGAUGAUGGAGAGGUUUUAGAAUAAUUUAAAAGUUUAUAAGCUCGAACAUACACACUUGAAGAAUGCAACAUGAUGUAGAAAGAUGUCACACAACAUGUUAACAACCUAAAAUGCAUGAGCUUUUGUCAUUGUCAUGCAUGUGAUUCAAUUUCUAACAUGUUUUCGAUCGCUAAUUAUUUUGUCAACGUUUGUAUGUCACAGGAUCGAUGUGACGAUCUUAGAUGAUAUCACAAUCUUGAUCAAUUUAUUCGGGGUC